This is a messenger RNA of Seriola aureovittata, 1614 nucleotides long. It is a transcript of the gene mrps5, whose product is annotated as mitochondrial ribosomal protein S5. The transcript has 12 exons. Lineage: Eukaryota; Metazoa; Chordata; Actinopteri; Carangiformes; Carangidae. Gene Ontology annotation, molecular function: RNA binding; structural constituent of ribosome. Bases 36 to 1253 code for a protein of 405 amino acids. Gene Ontology annotation, biological process: translation. Gene Ontology annotation, cellular component: ribosome. The record is from RefSeq and is a predicted model, not a curated record.
CCUUGUUGUGCUCUGAAGGACCCUUCAUAUCCAACAUGGCGGCGGCCGUACGGGUGUGCUGUGCCCUCCGUAUCACAGUCGGAGGUGUACCACCACUCCGUAGCAUCGUGGGAGCAGCUCAGGUGUCCCAGUUGGUGAGUCGAGCCUCAGCUGCCUCUCUCCAAAGAAACCCUGCACUUCCACCGUUCCCUGCAACAGCAUGGCAGCAAACCAGGCAGGGCAGCUUCUUCAACAAGUUGACAGCUGAGGAGCUAUGGAAAGGUGUGUUGGCAGAGUCGGGGGCCGGAGCCAGGAAGGGCCGCGGGAAGAGAACCAAACGCAAACUGAAGAAGGAUCUGAACCGAGGACAGUCCCUCGGAGAAGGUCGAGGUGGUUUCCUGUGGCCUGGCCUGAACAGUCCGAUGGUAAAGGAUCAAGUUUUGCAGAGCAUGAGUCGGAGGAGCGAGGCCGAGCAGCAGGAGGUGCAGGCGGAGAUAGUGCGUCAGAGGGAUGAGUGGGAGAGGAGGAGGAAGAUGAAGGUCAAGAGGGAGAGAGGAUGGACUGGAAACUCCUGGGGGGGCGUCAGCCUGGGCUCCCCUGACCCCGGACCCAACGGAGAAACUUAUGAGGAUUUUGAUUCACGCGUCAUUGAGGUGAAGAGUGUGUUCAACAUGACGGCCAAAGAAGGCAGGAAGAGGUCCAUCAGCUGUCUGGUCGCCGUGGGAAACGGCAACGGAGCCGCAGGCUUCGCACUGGGUAAAGCAGCAGACAGGAACACAGCUCUGAGGAAGGCCAAGAACAGAGCCAUCCACUACUUGUACUAUAUAGAUCGAUACAACAACCACACCAUUUAUCAUGAUAUUGAAUCCAAGUUCAAGAGGACGACGCUCCGCAUGAGGAAACAAAACAAAGGUUAUGGUCUGCACUGCCACCGGGCGGUCAUCACUCUGUGCAAGCUGAUCGGCAUAGAGGACAUGUACUGCAAAGUAGAGGGAUCCAUCAAUUACCUCAACAUCACCAGGGCCCUCUUCACUGGAUUAGCCAAUCAGAAAACCCACCAGAGUCUGGCCGACAAGAAGAAGCUCCACGUCGUCGAGUUUCAGUCGGAGCGAGGCCCGCUGCCCACUGUGGUGGCGACUCCUAAAGACGGGGCACAGCCCGACCCAGAGCCCACGGACGAGAUCCCCAACACCCGGCUGCACUGGGACGACGUGCGAGCCACCCAGGGGACCAAACGCUCGAUCUGGGCCGGUGUCAAACGCACCAUCUGGUAGGACGGGAGUGGGCUGAUGACUGGAUCAGACCACAGGACAGAUGAUUGGACCGAUAAAGGCCAGAGGUGUCUGAUGGAGGGUCCGAUUUAUGUGUGGAACAAAAACUUUUUUUUUUUUUCAAGCAGAAUUUCCAGUUUUCAAAUCUGUGAUUGUUUUGUCAGCUAAGGACUUAAGUUACACGUUAAGUUACACGUCUCUCAAAGUGAAAAUAUCUCAUUUAUAAUGACAACUCUCCAGCUGCACCCCACAGAGGCCGAUAUUCACACUCAGUAAAAUAUUAAUGCCCUAGAUAUCGAUGUUUGAAUUGUUGGAAUUGUUCAAAAAUACAGUAUAAAUAAAAUAUAAAUGUAAAAAAGCUUAA